AUGAGCAAAGUCCGGCAGUGUGUCGAGUGGAAUUUUGGGCUGUUGAAGACUCUGUGGGCCUCAACAACAUUCAAGAUGCAGCAAAAAGUUAUGCUCCAAAAUGUUGUGCGUACUUCAAUCUAG
Molecule: messenger RNA, 123 nt
Organism: Aphanomyces invadans
Lineage: Eukaryota; Oomycota; Saprolegniomycetes; Saprolegniales; Verrucalvaceae
Exons: 2
Coding region: 1-123 (40 amino acids)
Source: RefSeq, a predicted model, not a curated record